Closterium sp. Yama58-4 is the source of this 1419-nucleotide messenger RNA. NCBI's taxonomy places the organism in Eukaryota, Viridiplantae, Streptophyta, Zygnematophyceae, Desmidiales, Closteriaceae. The record is from the annotation of a GenBank genome assembly.
AUGUUCCCCCGCGGGGAUGCCGCCGCGGACGAUCAUGGUGAUUCUGAAUCUGAGCGCACAGAUUCGCUCCUAACGGCGUGCGACAACGCGCCGCUUGAAGCGCUGGAGAUUGGGUCGCAAGCGCGUGAACCUGGCGACGUGUACGACGUUUUUCCGCUGCUGGCGAUGCCCCUGCGACUGGUGGGGGCGGAGCGAAACAGCAUGCCGAUUUCGUGGAGGAUAGUAACCAUCGCAGCGGACGACGAAUUGGUGACGAGCGGGCAGCUGAAACACUCCCUGAGCGAAUUAUUGGAUCGCGUUCGCGAGUGUGCGAACAAAACAGAAUUCUUUGGCGAAAUCAUGGCACCAGGUCGCUCCCCCAAUCCCUGCUUCGGCGCCUCCGCCUCUCUUUCGUUUGCAGAAGGGACAGAAGAAGAAGCGCGAGAAAGGCCCUCCGGGCUCCAAGGCUUGAGAACUAAGAGCUUGGAGCGGGGAACGUGGAGCGGCGGAUGCGGAGGAAGCGGAGGAGGAGCGCUGAUACGAACCUCACGAAUCGUUGGUCGAGAUUCGCUGAUCGGGCGCGUGACGCUAGAAGCGGAGGAUUCCGAACCUGAGGAGGUGGAAUGGGGGAAGCCCGGAAGAAGAGCGGAGGAAGAGGAGGAUCAAGCGGAGGAAGCAGCAAGGCAAGCCAGAGAGGCGGAGGAUGCGGAGAGAGCGGCAGAGCAAGCGAGGGAGGCGGAGCAGGCGGAGCAAGCAAAGGAGGCGGAGCAGACGGUGCUGCAUGCUCACAGCACGUGGCGAAUCCUCUGCCCCACUCUGCGCCGGCCGGUUCUCAAGCGCCUGGAGAGUCAUCGUGGCGGGUCACGACUGUAUGAGAAACAGCGGCAGCAGCAGGAGGAGGAGGAGGAGGAGGAGGAGGAGGAGGAGGAGGAGGAGGAGGAGGAGGAGGAGCAGCAGGAGCAGCAGCAGCAGCAGCAGCAGCAGCAGCAGCAGCAGCAGCAGCAGCAGCAGCAGCAGCAGCAGCAGCAGCAGCAGCAGCAGCAGCAACAGCAGCAGCAGCAGCAGCAGCAGGAGCGGCAGAACAGGCUUUUCCGCAGCCCUCCUGUGCCUGCAUGCCAUUCUGCCGGUGCUCUGCCGGAUUCCUCUUGGUCCUUCACUUCAAAUCCUCCUCCCCCGUCCUCUCCACUUACCUCUUCCGCAUACUCAGCCUCGUCUAAGUCAGAUUCGUUAUUGUGUAAGGCCGCGGGCUCCAGCAAGGCAGUGCGUCAAAUCCCCCAACGGAAAUCUGAAUCAAAUCUCAGGGACACGGGCGUGUGGAGGCUGAUUGCGCCUCCCGAAAGCUAUGGGCUUCCGGGGAUGGUGUCUCCUCACGUGCCGGGAGGGAAUGGUGGAGGAGGAGGUGGAGGGGGAGGAGGAGGAGGAGGAGGAGGAGAGGAGUGA